This is a messenger RNA of Saccostrea cuccullata (small rock oyster), 2961 nucleotides long. Its product is annotated as crossover junction endonuclease MUS81-like. Gene Ontology annotation, molecular function: crossover junction DNA endonuclease activity; 3'-flap endonuclease activity; DNA binding. Gene Ontology annotation, biological process: double-strand break repair via break-induced replication; resolution of meiotic recombination intermediates; DNA catabolic process. The record is from RefSeq and is a predicted model, not a curated record. The transcript has 20 exons. Bases 155 to 2446 code for a protein of 763 amino acids. Lineage: Eukaryota; Metazoa; Mollusca; Bivalvia; Ostreida; Ostreidae. Gene Ontology annotation, cellular component: Holliday junction resolvase complex; nucleus.
GAGCAAAGGUAAUACAUCAUUAAAUUUCCAGUAAAUUAUAAAUCCAUUUUUUAAUAUUUUCUAAACAUUUUAAUAUUAACCGAAUCAUUCGGUGACAGGAUUGUCAAGAAUAUGUAAAAUUGGCGCCAUAUUUCAUAUUUCCAAGAUCGAUGUCAUGGAAAGUCAGGCUCUGUACGGAAAAAGAAAGAAGAAAAAGACAAAGUCACCGAAUCCGUUGUUUGAAAUGUGGCUCAAAGAAUGGAAAGAGGAUGCAGCAGAAAAGGGCAUAAAAACACAGUUUGUUUAUGCCAAGGCAUUAAAGUCGCUACAAAGAUAUCCACUUGUUUUAACAUCAGGGAAAGACUGCAAAAUCUUGGAAAAUUUUGGUGACAAAACUUGCAAAAUGCUGGAUGAUCGGCUUCAAAAACAUAUACAAGAACACGGCACAAUUGUUCCACCCACAACUGAAGAGGAUUCCCACACCAAACCAGCAGCCAAACAGAAACCAAAACAGAAGAACAAGGCAGCCUCUACAGCCACUGGGCCCGUCAAUCAGCAGAGAGUUGUCUCCCAUGGAGCAGUCAAUCAGCAGCGAGUUGUCUCCCAUGGAGCAGCACAUGCUCUGUCUGACUCGGAUAGUGAGGGGGAGGCGGAGGUCCCACAACCCCCAAGGAAAAGACAGAGGUCUGGACUAGCGAGUGGAGAGAGGGAGUAUAUUCCUGCCUACAGGUCCGGUCCUUAUGCUCUCCUUAUCACUCUGUACAGAGACAGACAGUCUGCAGAUGGAAGAGGAUUUAUGACAAAGACCGAACUCUGUAACAAAGCCCAGCCAUUGGCUGACAAAUCCUUCACACUGGCAGAUCCAGGUUGUCGGUACACUGCCUGGUCCUCUAUGGGGACUCUGAUCAAGAAAGGCCUAGUGGUGAAGGAAAGUAGUCCAGCCAAGUACAGCUUGACAGAGGUUGGGUGUCAGCUGGCACACCGGCUAGAGGCAAUUCAGGCUGACGACCUACCACUCAGACCAGCCUCCAGCCAGAGAUUACCAGUAAAUGUCCACGGACACAGGAAUCAAGACCAUGGAUCACUUCAAUACAAGUAUGUAACAAAUGAAGGAGAGGAAGUGAACAAGAAAGAUAAAGCAGCAGUGCUUAUUGAUGAUGAUUUUGGGCUGGGAUUUCUGAUUAAAGUUGACUACCAGCAAUUAUUGUCCAGUGGGAAACGUUACCGACUUGACACCACUAGACCACUGGGAGAUAACGUGUAUGUUUACCUACAUGAAGAGGAGACUGUAGAUUGUAUUGUUACUCAGGAAACACCUCGACUACCCUCACUGGAUGAUUUAGAGGAAACUCCAGCAAUUACUGCAGUCAAACCCACAAAGGAAGCAAAAAAGAGAGCAAAGCUUCCUAAGGAUGUGAUGUCAUCUCACUCAGUAGAGCCACAGCUUCUGUCAUUCCAGAAUUCCUCUCCGAAACCAGCUAGAAUUUCCUCUGUCAGAACUCUUAGUCAUGAAAGGGCAUCAGAGAGUGAGAAUUCUCAGGAGUCCACCAGUACUGACUGUGUACCCAAUUUUGUGUUCUUACCUGGGCAGUUUGAAAUCAUUCUUUGUGUCGACAAUGCUGAAUUCUAUGGAAGCAGACAAGGAGGGGGGAAGUCCUUACUGCCUGACCUCAUUAAGAAUGGUGUGACCUGUGACCUCAGAAAACUCCAUGUGGGGGACCUACUAUGGGUGGCAAGGGAGAAAACUCACCAGACAGAAGUUGGGAUGGAUCGGCCCAGGGGGAGAGAACUGGUGCUGGAUUACAUUGUAGAGAGGAAGAGGAUGGAUGACCUUGUACACAGCUGUACAGACGGCCGACUCCCAGAUCAGAAGUUCCGUCUGAAGCACUGCGGCCUUAAGAAGCCAAUCUUUAUGGUGGAGGAUUACGGGUCCCUGCAGCACUUCAGUAUCCCAGAGGACCGCAUCAGACAGACCAUAACCAAUCUCAAGGUCAUUGAUGGUUUUCAAGUAAAGAGAACAAAAAAUGUGAGGGAGUCUGUGGCCUAUCUAACAGUGAUGACACGCUACCUUCAGAGUUACUACAAGAAUAAGACCCUCCACGCCUGCAGUAUUGAUGACAUCAAAGAACAGGUGUGGAGUAACGACAUAAACGACCGAGAAAUGAGACUGAUGGAGUUCCAGGAGUUUAACCAGGGAUCCGUCAAGUCUAGGAAUCUGAGUGUUCAGGGCAUGUUCUGUAAACAACUGAGUAAAGUGAGUGGGAUGUCUGGAGAGAGGGCACAGGCUGUGACUCAGAUCUACCCCACAAUAAGUUACUUACUGGAGGCCUACAGAUCCUGUCCCAACAAAAUGGCUGCCGAGCGGCUACUUUCCACAGUUAAAGUUAACAAGUCUUUUAGGAAUCCAGUGAUGAAUCCGAGCAGACUUAUCCAUCAGCUGUACUCCACAGAGGGACCAUUAAAAUGACAGACUGUCGGACAUCAUCUCAACUUGCAACAUAAUCAGUGCUCUAUGUGAUUGUGUAUCAUACUUUUCCCUAAUUUUUCACAUAUUAGAAUCCUUUGAACUUUGAAGAUUGAUAGACACAUCUCAGUGCUAUCUCAAAAACAGAUGUUACCUACGACAGUGUUUAAGAAUCACAACUGUAUAACACAUCCAUGAUAUAAUGAGCGUGUCCUAUGCAGUCCGAGUAUGCAACGAAUUAUCUCGAGAUACAUGUAUAAGAAGUGUCAAACAUUUACUCUAUGCACGAAGCCGAUGGACUUUUGAUCUUCAAUACUGUUCAAUAUCUCUAUAUGUUUCAUUGUAAAUACAUUUACACUAAAAUAAUUAUGUACUUUAUUUUUUUGGUUGAAAAAUCAUACACAGUUGUAGGAGGAAUAUACAGAUACAUGUUUCCUCCAUAUUCUGUCCAUUUCACAGUGUAUAGCCAAGAAAAUGUUUCAAUUGGUGCAAAUGCAAAUACAGUGUAUUUCUUUAUA